Rodentolepis nana is the source of this 519-nucleotide messenger RNA. The record is from the annotation of a GenBank genome assembly. Lineage: Eukaryota; Metazoa; Platyhelminthes; Cestoda; Cyclophyllidea; Hymenolepididae.
AUGAAUGAGUAUCGAGUGCCAGAGUUGAAUGUGCAGAAUGGUGUGCUCAAGUCACUGGCCUUCAUGUUCGAGUACAUAGGAGAGAUGAGUAAGGACUACAUUUACGCAGUGACGCCGUUGCUUGAGGACGCGCUGAUGGAUAGGGAUUUGGUGCAUCGACAGACAGCUAUGUCAGCUGUGGGUCAUAUGGCGCUAGGCGUUUACGGAUUUGGUUGUGAAGACGCCUUAUUGCAUCUCCUCAACUACGUCUGGCCGAAUGUCUUUGAGACAUCGCCUCAUGUCAUUCAGGCUUUCCUGUGUGCCAUAGAAGGCUUCAGAGUGGCAUUGGGUCCUAACAAGCUCAUUCAAUAUGUCCUGCAGGGUCUGUACCAUCCAGCUCGAAAAGUGCGUGACAUAAUGUGGAAGGUGUAUAAUACGAUCUACAUUGGUAACCAGGAUGGUUUAGUCUACGGAUUCCCUAGGAUUAAAGACGAGGAGAAGAACACAUACGUUCGGCAUGAAUUGGACUACAUUCUUUAA